AGCUAUCUGAAUGGUGAUGUUUGAAGAAGCUAAAUCCAUAGAAAGAGAGACACGUGCUCUGUCAUGUGUCUAGUCCUAUCGACAUGCAUCCCUGUUCUGCCUAUUCGAGAUGAACUCCGAUUAUUAUCCGUUCUCAUCACUGACACCUCAAUUCUAUCUCAGCCAUGACUGCUCUACAUAGAGGGUUCCCUCAUGCCAGCAUCAUGAAUGCGCCCUUACACCUGAUCCAUAGAUAGGAAGAGGCAGCCAGAUGCCUAUCCAUCUACCUCCGAUAAGUACUAGAGCCAACGAGCAUUACGCUCCAAAUGGCGACAUUCCCCCUACCUGCACUAAGUCAUUACCUACCAUUACCCCCUCACCUACCAAUAUGCUCUAUGUAAACAUGAACCCAGAUAACAUUAGUCUCACCAAACCAACAAUAGGUUAGUGUAACUGCAUCCCUCUCCUUCAAAAGCGGGGAACUCUCCAAUCAGCACAUCCCCGACCGUCGGGAAUAUAGAUAGUAUAUAGAUAGAUCAUAGAUAGGAUGAAAAUCUGCUUAUGGUUAUAAACAAGCAAAUUUGAGUGAGGAGAUGCCGAUCAACGUCGUAUCCCGGACGGACAACAAAUCAGGUUGGGCCAAUAAUAAAGGGAGGAUUUGCGUGAUGGGCAUUGAUAAGGGCAGAUUGCAGAUUGCAUUGUAAGGAGGUCGGGUACAAUUCCGGGUACUCCGGACUCGUGACCAGUGCACAUCCAUCCAUCGCACUGAUAAGGAAGGAAUCGGAUCGACGGAGUGGAGUAGAUGCGAGUGGUGAGAUGAGAUGGGAUGCCCAGGUUUGGGGGUUUCAUCAUUAAAGUGGG
Messenger RNA from Aspergillus piperis CBS 112811, 840 nucleotides. RefSeq lists its product as uncharacterized. The annotation marks the transcript as partial. The transcript has a single exon. The record is from RefSeq and is a predicted model, not a curated record. Lineage: Eukaryota; Fungi; Ascomycota; Eurotiomycetes; Eurotiales; Aspergillaceae.